UGUACUGAAUAAAUCACAUUUCAUUAAAAUUUCAAGUCCACCUUGGUCUUCCAGCUCUAACGUUCCUUUGUCCCGCAUACUUCACGCCUCUGCUGUUACCACACUCACUCACUACUACUACUCGCUCUCCCCACGCUACACUGGUUGCGCGUGAGUCUCAAUCGCCGCAUUCUCUUCGCGCGAUCUUUCUACGAUCACUGUUUUAUGAUUCUCUAUGCACCUUUACCUCUUGCAUCUAUUAUGCGUAAUGCAAAAAAAUAUUGAUCCAGAACAGAGCAUAUACAAAUGAGUUCGAAAAGAGGGGGUGGGAGACCUGUAACCGUGGCUAACAAUGAUAUGUCCAAAGGGAAAAGCAUAUCUGAAGCUCAUCCAAAAGUUGAGCAGUUGACUCAGGGUAUCGCUGACACUAAGCUAAACUCAGGACAAGAUGAUGGUGAGUGGGAGGUAUAUGCAAGGAAAUCCAAGAACAAGGCUGGAAGCAGUGCUGCAAAACCAUGGGCCCCCCCAGCCCAUAAUUCUAAUCCUAGGGCAUGGGGGAAUGCAGAAAUGGCUCAAAAGCCAGGCAUCCGGGGUCAUGGUGGACUUGGAAGAUCUUCGGGAAAUCCCUGGCAGACACAAAAUGCUAACUUUAGGAGACCAGCUGGCAGAGGAAAUGGAAGGCCUCAGUUAGCAACAAGUGGAUAUGAAAGCAACUAUGUUCCAAAUCCUGCAAUUCGGCCUCCACUCGAGCAUGGCUGGAACUGGCAAUCCAGACCUGGUGCAUUGCAGUCCAAUGCAAGGGAUGAAAUUUCACCAGAGGACCUUCAAAAGAAUGAUGAUGUUGAUGAUGAUGAUGGGGAGGAGGACUCUGAUGCUUUUGAAGAUACCGAUGAUGAUCUGAUGAGUGAUGACUAUGAUUCAGAUGCUAGUCAAAAGAGUCAUGAGACACGUAAGAAAAUCAAAUGGUUUAAGAAGUUUUUUGAGAUUUUGGAUGGCUUGACUGUUGAACAGAUAAAUGAACCAGAAAGACAGUGGCAUUGUCCAGCUUGCCAAGGUGGUCCUGGAGCUAUUGAUUGGUACAGAGGACUGCAGCCCUUGGUGACACAUGCCAAAACAAAGGGAUCUAAAAGGGUGAAGAUUCACAGGGAGCUUGCUAUACUUUUGGAUGAGGAAUUACGCAGAAGGGGUACUUCAGUAAUUCCAGCUGGGGAAGUAUUUGGAAAAUGGAAAGGUUUGAAAGAAGAAGAAAAAGACCAUGACAUAGUUUGGCCCCCAAUGGUUGUCAUUCAGAAUACAAAGCUUGAACAGGAUGAAAAUGAUAAGUGGAUAGGUAUGGGUAACCAAGAACUUCUUGAUUAUUUUAGCACAUAUGAUGCUGUGAGAGCACGACACUCUUAUGGCCCACAGGGUCAUCGUGGGAUGAGUGUUUUGAUAUUUGAAGCCUCAGCUAGUGGCUAUCUAGAGGCAGAGCGUCUCCACAAGCAUUUUGCAGAGCAAGGAACUGAUAAAGAUUCUUGGUUCAGUCGCCCUAUUUUAUAUCUCCCUGGGGGGAAUCGCCAGCUCUAUGGAUACAUGGCUACAAAAGAAGAUAUGGACUUUUUCAACAGACAUUCCCAAGGUAAAUCUAGACUCAAAUAUGACAUAAGAUCAUAUCAGGAGAUGGUUGUACACCAAAUUCGGCAAAUGAAUGAAGACAACCAACAGCUGCUCUAUUUUAAGAACAAGGCUGUGAAAGGUGCAAAACACACAAAAGCUCUUGAAGAAUCUAUUGGUAUAAUGUCUGAGAAGCUGCGGAAGACAAUGGAGGAAAAUCGCAUUGUGAGGAGGAGAACUAAAAUGCAACAUGAAGAGACCAAAGAAGAGAUGUAUAUGCAAGAACAAUUCUUCAAGGACCAGAUCAAAAUCAUUCAUGAUUCAAGGGAUGCAAAGGAAGAAGAUUUCGAGAGGAUGCAACAGGAGGAACGUGAGAAGGUGAAGCAGUCAAGUACUACUGGUCAUGUGAAUGCUGAGGAAUAUAGACUCAAGGUGGAAGAGUAUCUGAAAUUUGUUGAGGUCCAAGAUAAAGAAAUGGAGAACUUUGUUGCUGAAAAGGAAAAGCUGUUACAUGCUCAUGGCACGGGUUAUGCUGCAAUGAAGCGGAGGCAUUGGGAGGAAGAAGUUCAGUAUGAGCAGAAGUUUGAUGAGGAAUUGGCUAACCUCAUGGAAAAGUACUCCCCGUCGUAGAAGUCCAAUGGUAUCUAAUGGUAGGGUCUUUUGCACAGACUCAUACAAACAGAUAAACACAGCCAAAUAGGUAGAGAAAAUAAAUAGAGACAUCAGCUUUCUAGAGAUUGAGACUUUUACUAAAUUCAGUAUGUCAUUUUCUUUUCUUUAGUACUUGUUGGCAUUUGGUACAUUCUUGGAUAUAGAAACCUGGUUAAAAUUUUAAAUGGUGGUGCAUGCGGUUCGAAUUGAAUGACAAAUUUUACAAAUUGGACGUUGCCAUGCCCU
Messenger RNA from Glycine soja, 2469 nucleotides. RefSeq names its product protein SUPPRESSOR OF GENE SILENCING 3-like. The transcript is spliced from 6 exons. The record is from RefSeq and is a predicted model, not a curated record. Bases 286 to 2202 code for a protein of 638 amino acids. Gene Ontology annotation, biological process: regulatory ncRNA-mediated gene silencing; defense response to virus. Lineage: Eukaryota; Viridiplantae; Streptophyta; Magnoliopsida; Fabales; Fabaceae.